UUCAAGGGUUGCUUUUGUAAUCCUGAUAAUAGUAAUAAUAAUGAUCAAAGUUGAUUAAAGUUGGUGGUUAUAGAGAGAAAAACAGAGCAAAGUUUCUAAAGUUGCUUUCUUUUAUCUUUGUCGAUGUUAGUUUGUAGUAAACUCUGCGUCUCUCUCUCUCUUCCUUAACUUUGAUAUUGUUUUUUUCUUAUUUCUUUCUCCUUUAUUCACGCCGCUCUCACUUCCAAUCCCACACCUUCCUUUUUCUUUUCUUUGUUUCUUUUUUUCCUUCCAUUUGGUAAACCAAAAACAAGAACAAACAACCAAAAACUUCCUUUCUUUCUUUCUUUAUUUCUUUAUUUCCACAAUCUCCAUAUACCAUCACGAUCAUAACACUUGCAGCUUCAGAUUCUCUUCUGUUUCUUUCACAAGACUUGGAAACAGAAAUGUCUGAAUUUUCUAUAUCUUCAACCACUUCCAAGAAAACUCAUUUCUCAAGUCUUCUUCUCUCUGACUUAUUGCUCUUCUGUUCUUUCAUUUUGUCUCACCCUCUUUAUUUCUUCUACUUCAUCUUCUUCUCCCCUUACCUUUUCAGGUUCCUCUCUUUCCUCUCUCCUCUCUUCAUUACCACCUUUCUUUUACUCUUAGUUUUCCUCACUGUUUCUCCUAAUCUCGUCCAUGACAAUUUGAGUACAGAAUUGUCUGAAUCCAAAGUGAGUUUUCUGCUUGGAACAUACCAAACUGUUGUAGAGAGAUUACGGUCUAAAGUAGAAGAACAUGGGAAUCCGGAGCUUAAUCAGUUUGAGGAGCUAGAAGUGUAUAAGAUUGUGUUCGACACAUCAGAUUUUGAUAUUGGAGAAAAUCCAAUUCAAGUUCUAGAGUCGGACGCUAAAGAAAACUGUUUGACAAGCGAUGCCACGCAGGUUAAGAACAAUUCAAGCAGUGAAGAUUCUGGUAAUGAAAAUUUAGUUGUGAUUACAAGGUCAGAGAGUUCUCAGCUAAUUGCGGAAGCAAAGCCAUUAGGAGUCUUCUUGCAUCAAAAGGAGGAGUUUGAAGAAUUGGCAAGCAAAAAGGAAGCAAAAGAUGUCAAGCCACUGAGCAGCAACUUCAAUAAAGUAGAGAGCGAGCAGAAAGAAGAACCGUACAUGAGAAGUGGAUCCAAGGCAAUGGGUUAUAAACUAAGGGAUGCUAAAAUAAGUGCUGAUGAUGGUGGAGAGUGCCUUUCGAGAAUGAAUUCCCAAAAACUAGAUUCAAAUCCUUGGAGUAGUCCUGACAAUGGUGGAGAGUACAAUUCCAAAGCGAUGAACAAUUCUCAGACUAUGGGAGCGAAUCUUGGAAGCUUUGGAUCAAUGAGGAAGGAAAAAGAGUGGAGAAGGACAUUGGCGUGCAAACUAUUUGAAGAGAGACACAAUGCUGAUGGAGGUGAAGGCAUGGAUAUGCUUUGGGAGACAUAUGAGACUGAUUCCAUAAAAGUACAAGGAAAAAGCAAAUCAAAGAAGGGAAAGAAAGGAAACAUCGAGCGUCAUCAUGAUGAUGAUGUCGAUGAUGAAGAUGAAGAUGAACUGAGCAAUGGGCAACUCUGUUGUUUGCAGGCUCUCAAAUUCUCUGCUGGGAAGAUGAGUUUGGGAAUGGGAAGGCCUAAUCUUGUCAAGAUCUCUAAGGCCUUGAAAGGGAUUGGUUGGUUGCACCAUGUGACCAAGGGGAAGAAGGGUUACCGUUAAUAUAAUUUAAUCAAGAUUAUAACUUGUAUUAAUUAAUGUUUAAUGGCUCAACAAAUAUAUUUAUUUUUGUUAUAGGAUCAUAAAGUAAAUAUGUUAUUCUUGUACUUUUGCUUGAAAUGUAGCCUUCUGGGUCUUCAAUCCAAACUUAAUUGGCA
This is a messenger RNA of Ricinus communis (castor bean), 1855 nucleotides long. RefSeq lists its product as uncharacterized. The record is from RefSeq and is a predicted model, not a curated record. Lineage: Eukaryota; Viridiplantae; Streptophyta; Magnoliopsida; Malpighiales; Euphorbiaceae. The coding region runs from base 426 to 1700 and encodes 424 amino acids. The transcript has a single exon.